Ceratitis capitata (Mediterranean fruit fly) is the source of this 1585-nucleotide messenger RNA. Its product is annotated as gamma-interferon-inducible lysosomal thiol reductase. Gene Ontology annotation, molecular function: oxidoreductase activity, acting on a sulfur group of donors, disulfide as acceptor. Bases 322 to 1026 code for a protein of 234 amino acids. The transcript is spliced from 3 exons. Lineage: Eukaryota; Metazoa; Arthropoda; Insecta; Diptera; Tephritidae. The record is from RefSeq and is a predicted model, not a curated record.
CUGAUUGCUGAAUCUCAAUCAUUUUACAAAUUGCUUAUAUUUGCAAAAAUUGUUGUUUUUUAUAAAAACAUUACCGUUUUUGUGAACAAAAAAAUAAAUUCAAUCCAAAUCUGUAUUAAUUUGCAACGUGUUCGCUAACCAACAACGUUACAAAAAGCAAUUACUAGUCCACCAGUAUACGAAGGAAACCAACCGCAUAUCUUAUCUCAAACUAAAAUGUUUUACCACUAAAAGCAAAAUAAAAAGUUGUUUUUAGAGUUUUAAAUCAGUUCAUAUAGUCAUUUGUUAGUGAAGGUAUCAACGAAUACAGAAACCUCAACCAUGGUAUCGCCAUUGCAGAAACGUCUGUUCAUAUUGCUUAUCAUGAGUUUUCUACUGCUAUUCAUUAUUCGCUACUUGUUCUUCCAUGGGGAUAUAGUGGCUGCCAUAAAAGCUUCAACAGAAGAGUACAAACGCACAGCGAAUAUGCCUGUUUUAGUAACGGUGUAUUAUGAAGCAUUAUGUGGAGAUUCCAAGCAUUUUAUUAUCAAACAAUUACUACCAGCUUUCAAACAAGCUUCACCAAUAAUGGAUGUACAAUUAGUGCCCUAUGGCAAAGCGAAAACAUCUACUACCUUAACGGGUUCGUAUCGUUUUGAAUGUCAACACGGACAAACCGAAUGUGAAGCCAACAUGUAUCAUGCUUGUGCGAUUGAAGCCAUUCAAAGAGCGGAGGAUAGAAUUAAUAUGGUUGCAUGUAUGAUACAUGAUAAUCGGAGACCUAGGGAAGCAUUGCAUAAUUGCGCCGAACAACUUGGUAUCGAUAAUACAGAACUCAUAUUUAAAUGUUUUGACAGUGGUCAUGGCAUUGAAUUAUUAAAAUUUAAUGGUGACGAAACGCAUGCCCUACGCCCGCCCGUUACUUUCAUACCCACCGUAACAUUGGAUGGGGGUCAACACCUGCAGACAUUAAUAUUAAAAGAUUUACUGGGUGAAGUAUGUAAAAUAAUUGGUAAAGAAGAACGGGCAAAAGAGUUUUGUUAUUAAUAAAGUUAAAAACAAUCGUAAGUCUCGCAAAUCAUGCACCACCCAAGAAUUGUCUACAAAAAUACUUGCAUUUUAAAAAAUACUUAUCAUUUUUAAUAUUUUUGUAUUAAAAACAUGUGAAACUACAUAUUAGUCUAGUUCAUAAUUUAACAACUAUUUCAAGAGAUAUUCAGCACAGAGUGAACAAUAUAUACAUAAUUUUAUGCUAUAAAUCUACACGCAGAUAUUAGUUUUAAGGCAAAGGCAAAAUUUCUUGUUCCUUUAUAUCUACGUAUAUUAAUAAGUACUGCUCAUAAUUUUUUAAGUCUUUUAAAGCAUUUCAUUUGAAAAUAUGAAUAAAGCGCGGCAUUUAUUUUUCUAAAGCAAACAAUGUAAUUAUAUAUUAACAGUCGUGGAAGCACGCAACGUAGAUAUGAGUACUAUUUAUGAUAUAAAACUUAUCUCAAGUGUGUUUGCGAGUUAUAACUUGUUUAUUGUCGAAAGUGUUCAGAGUUAUAACAAAAAUCAAUAAUUUCUAAUGCAGUAGUGGCGUUAAGGCACCACGGUAAUGAAGAAAUUG